GCAACUCCCGGGGACUGAGCGAGAGUGUCUGCCUCCGCAGCCGCCACUUCACCGUGGCUUUUGGGUGGAGGAGGAAGAAGGUCUGGGCUCGGCCGAGGAGCAGCAGCAGCAGCCGCCGCCGCCGGAGAGGAAGAGAGAGACGGAGAGGCGGCCGGAGCCCCCCAAAGUGCCCCCCCAUCCCUGCACUGCAGGCUACAUUUCCAGCUUCAUGGGCAAAGUGUGGAAACAGCAGAUGUACCCCCAGUACACCACCUACUACUACCCCCAGUAUCUGCAGGCGAAGCAGUCCAUUGUACCAGCCCAUCCAAUGGCUCCUCCUAGUCCCAGCACCACCAGCAGUAAUAACAACAGUAGCAGCAGCAGCAACUCAGGAUGGGAUCAAUUAAGUAAAACAAAUCUUUACAUCAGAGCACUGCCUCCAAACACCACUGAUCAGGACCUGGUGAAGUUAUGCCAACCGUAUGGGAAAAUUGUAUCCACCAAGGCUAUUUUGGAUAAGACAACAAACAAAUGCAAAGGUUAUGGUUUUGUUGACUUUGACAGCCCAGCAGCUGCUCAGAAGGCAGUUUCUGCUUUAAAGGCCAGUGGUGUCCAAGCACAGAUGGCAAAGCAACAAGAACAAGAUCCAACAAACUUGUACAUUUCCAAUUUGCCACUGUCAAUGGAUGAGCAGGAGCUUGAGAACAUGCUCAAACCGUUUGGGCAGGUCAUCUCUACGAGGAUACUGCGGGACUCGAGCGGGACAAGUCGCGGUGUUGGCUUUGCAAGAAUGGAGUCAACAGAAAAAUGUGAAGCAGUGAUUGCUCAUUUUAAUGGCAAAUUCAUAAAGACACCAGCAGGAGUUUCUGUUCCUGCAGAACCCUUAUUGUGCAAGUUUGCUGAUGGUGGACAGAAAAAGAGACAGAAUCAGAAUAAAUACAUUCAGAAUGGACGAGCGUGGCACAGAGAAGGCGAGGUGAGACUUGCUGGGAUGACGCUCACCUACGAUCCGACCACAGCUGCUUUACAAAACGGAUUCUACCCAUCACCCUACAGUAUUACAGCAAACAGAAUGAUCACUCAGACAUCUAUUACGCCGUAUAUUGCGUCUCCGGUUUCCACGUACCAGGUUCAGAGUCCUUCUUGGAUGCAGCCUCAACCAUACAUAAUGCAGCACCCAGGUGCUGUGCUGACUCCCUCCAUGGACCACACCAUGUCACUACAGCCUGCAUCGAUGAUCAGCCCUCUGACACAGCAGAUGAGUCAUCUUUCAUUAGGCAGUACUGGAACAUAUAUGCCAGCCACAACAGCUAUGCAAGGAGCCUACAUCCCCCAAUACACACAUGUCCAGACAGCAGCGGUUCCAGUUGAGGAAGCCAGUGGUCAACAGCAAGUGACAGUGGAGACAUCCAGUGACCAUUCUCCAUACACGUAUCAGCAGAAUAAGUAACUGUGAGAUGUCCAGUGUUGACCUGGCCUGGAGAAGGGUGCAAAGGCUGAAACAAUCAUGGAUUUCACUGAUCAAUUGUGCUUUAGGAAUUAUUGACAGUUUUGCACAGGUUCUUGAAAAUGUUAUUUAUAAUGAAAUCAACUAAAACUAUUUUUGCUAUAAGUUCUAUAAGGUGCAUAAGAAGAAAAAAAAAAACCCUUAAAUUCAUCUAGUAGCUGUUCCCCAUGGACAGGUUUAUUUUAGUAAAAAAAAAAGGAUAAAAAAAAAUUUUUAUCAAGUGUUAUGAUGCAAAAAAAAAAAAAGAAAAAAGAAAAAAAAAAGGUUUAAAAAGAGAAGAAAAAAAAAGAAAAAAAAAAAGAGAGAGAAAGAAUUCAACUUUCUGGGUAUGCACAGAUGACCAUGAAGACUUAUUCAUGUGCAUGACAGAAUUUGUGGCUUUUUGGAUUCUUUUUUAUUCUUGUUGGUUUGAGUCUUUUAGGGUUUUUUUAUUAUUAUUAUUAUUUCCUUUUUUUGUUGUUGGUUGAUUUUUUUUUUGUGGUUGACUUUUUUUUGUGGGUUGAUUUUUUUUUUUUUUGUGGGUUGAUUUUUUUUUGUGGGU
This is a messenger RNA of Pogoniulus pusillus (Red-fronted tinkerbird), 2027 nucleotides long. It is a transcript of the gene RBMS1, whose product is annotated as RNA binding motif single stranded interacting protein 1. Gene Ontology annotation, cellular component: ribonucleoprotein complex. The transcript has 14 exons. NCBI's taxonomy places the organism in Eukaryota, Metazoa, Chordata, Aves, Piciformes, Lybiidae. Bases 209 to 1429 code for a protein of 406 amino acids. Gene Ontology annotation, molecular function: mRNA binding. The record is from RefSeq and is a predicted model, not a curated record.